This is a messenger RNA of Clarias gariepinus (North African catfish), 1940 nucleotides long. RefSeq lists its product as uncharacterized. The record is from RefSeq and is a predicted model, not a curated record. NCBI's taxonomy places the organism in Eukaryota, Metazoa, Chordata, Actinopteri, Siluriformes, Clariidae. Bases 195 to 1940 code for a protein of 581 amino acids. The transcript is spliced from 4 exons.
CUACAUAUUGGAUCUUUAUUUCUUGGAUCUCUGCAUCUUGAAUCUACAGCCACCUGCACUAGGAGCAGAAAGUUUGUCGAGUGUGUAGACCCCUGCAUGGAGCUUGGUGUAUGCUUGUUCAUCUAUUUUCCUGAGCUGAUCCUGUAGGUGUGUGGAGAAGACAGUGUGCAAAGAAUGAAAUGAAGUAGGGAAAGAUGGAGAGAGACACUCAUGAGAGUGCAGAAGAAGUGAAGAGAACUUCAGGAGGGGAUGGAGGGAAUGAAGCAGAGCUUGAGAGUUACACAAGAGCCAAGUUCACACUAUGGGCUUACAUUAUCUGCUGGACUGCACUCCGAAUACUGCUACAGAAGCUGAGGAUCAGUAUGGCAGGCCAACAGGUUCAGGAAGCUCUUGAGGCCCCGAAUGACCCUGGUGGAGCAGAGCAGACCAAGUGUGAGCUUGAUUCAGACACAUCAGGAUGGACAGAGCAGGAAUCCAACAGCUUGCAAGAAUCGUGCAAUGAUGAGGACGAGUUUCCGGCUCUCCUGGGAGUGGAAGAUCUUUACCCAGGAUUGGAUUUAGAAAAUGGACCUGAGGAGGCGGAUGUCUGUAAAGUGCAAGGAGAGGUGAAGGGCACACACUCCAGCCAACAGGAAAUACAACCCAGCAACACACUUAAGGCAGAGAAAGAAGAAGUAAACAGUUAUUAUAAAAACAGAGACCUUGGAGAGGUCACGGAGGUACCACAGGAAAGACUGUCACUCCAGAUCAACAGUCUCAGUGCCGAGGAGCUCAAUCAAGGAGUAGGAGAACUGAAUACGCAACAUGUAAACACAUUUAAUGCAGGUUUACAAACUGCCAAGAAAAAAGACGACAGUGUAGUAAAGGAAGAAAAAAAGAAUAACAGCUCAUCAAGUAAAGGCUGUGAUGAAACAUAUGUCAAAGACAGCACUUGUUUACAAAGGACAGAUUUGUUUAGCUUAAAAAGUUCUGCCACGCACAAAUUAGAGAGGACAAGCACGUGCAGUGCAGAGAUACAUAAAAAUAUCAACAGGACCAGAGAACCAGAGAGCCCAGAGGUAGGAAUCAAAGAUACAGGGACGCAAGGCUGCUCUCAGGACUCUGACCUACACCGUAAAAAAAGCAACGGACAUUGUCCAAAUAUUACAGAUGCGGAAAGCACUACAUGCAUCCAACAAAGACGUAACAUCAACUUAGGGUGUGUAAAUCUCCACCACAAGUCACCGCUGUCUCAGGAUGAUGUAUGCAGUGUAAGAGCAGGUGGACUCGACUUGCUGUGCAGGAGUCGACUGGAGCAGAAUAAUGCUUGUAAAUUGUCUUUGCACAACCAUGCGUCACAUGAGGACAAAGUUACAGGUUCCUCAGGUGUCGAAGCAAAUGCACUGAACUCUGAAGACGCUCUGAUUGUUUGCACAACCUACCAAGACUGUAAUAUAACGGAUACAGCUCCAUGCAAACUAUGUGUUUGUGCAACACACCGUAACUCCUGCAAUGGUGACACAAAGCCACAUGACACGCCGUGUGUAUCAGGUGUCCGCUUGCAGCAUUUGGAAACCAAAUCUGUGAACUCUCCAGGUUCUGGAUUUCCUCACCACUUAAACGGCAAUGUGAGUUUAUUACACACUGGAGCAGAGAAUCUACUACAAAAAGAAAAACAUCUUGACCAGGAACAGGGCUUUGGGUCCGGGUUAUUGACACGUUCCACUGACUGUAAUGAUGUCAAUGAAAUUUCUGAGCUAAACACACCAGUCGCUGAAGCUGAGAACAUCGAUUCCACGCCGUCUUGUUCCGAAGGGUUGAUAAGCAAGGACAAGAGAAUCAGAUUGAAAGAGAAGGUUUGGGCGGAUACGUCCUUUCCGCUUAACCUCGCACCACUAUCUUCAUCUGCAAGGAGAACUUUUUGGAUCGAAGCCAGAAACCGACAAGCUCAGAGGAAGUAG